CCAAAUGAUGAAAGAAGAGAUAGGAGAAACAUUUACCAGUAUGAAGAUCCACCCUGAAGAGGAAACACAUGGAAAGUUACAACAGACCAGUAAACAGCAAGCUAUGGAGAGACACCAAACAUAA
Molecule: messenger RNA, 124 nt
Organism: Acaulospora morrowiae
Lineage: Eukaryota; Fungi; Glomeromycota; Glomeromycetes; Diversisporales; Acaulosporaceae
Source: the annotation of a GenBank genome assembly